AUGACCGACCAGGGAGAAUACCUGGAGAUCCCAAAUGCACCUGAAGAGGAGCCACCGGCUUAUGAUACUUUGGAGGAUACAUCUGGGGACUUUGCAAACUAUGAGCAGUUUGAUAUAGAUGAACCGGCACAGAGACCGAGAAUGAGCCCGCGUGAGCUGUUCUACAAGGCUGGGGAUUUCGCAAAGAGUUUCAACAAACGAUUUUUUCGUCCCAUAAACAACGCUCUGGAUCCGGUCUAUGAGCUUUAUCGAUUCAUCAGCACCAAGACCGAAAGUUACAUUUCUAAAGUCGGCAAUCCGCUUAUCAUUAAACGACUCCUCUAUGUUUUAUUUAUUGCCACAAUCAUUUACGUUAUAUCGAUGUCUGGCUUGUAUCCUGAUGCUGCCGGGACAUUAUACGGAGAUUUCUACGAUGUACAGAAGCUCCAUUCCUACAUUGACUCCCACGUGGAGGUCAGCAGGAUCGAAGAAAAUCUGGAGUACUUAUCCUCCAUGCCACACAUGGCCGGUACGGCUGGAGAUCUCGCUCUUGCUCGAUAUAUUGAGGAUAUUGUUUCCGACUCCGCGCUUCAAUUGGAUGGAAACUCAAAAUUCGCUGCAUAUGUCAACUAUCCCGAAAACGUGCAUGCUAAACUAUACCAUGGAGACAAAUUAAUACACGAUUGUGAUCUGAUCGAAAAAUUGACUGGCCAAGACCAUAAUGAAAAUAACAUUGAAUUGCAACAAAUGGCAUUCAACCCGGGCUCAAAAAGAGGGUCUGCCAAGGGUCGUGUGAUCUACGCCAACUAUGGCACAUUAGAGGAUUAUAAAGUGUUGAGAGAAAAAGAUGUGAAUAUUAAGGGCUCAGUCGUGGUGGUAAAGUACGGGGGCCUUUUGAUGGAAUCGAAAAAGCUGUAUUACGCACACGAACAAGGGGCAUCUGGAGUCCUCUUCAUCAGCGAUCCGAAACCGGAUUCUGCUUACAACAUGCGCUCUAUACAAAAAGAACCUGUCGCAUUACCUGAUUAUUAUACUGGAAAUAUGGUGAGUCCUGGCGGGGGGGUCCUCGAUAGAGUCCCAGACUACUUCGAUUUGAACAUCAUGUGGAAUUCCAACAACUGCACCCCGCGCAUUCCAAGUAUCCCCAUCUCGUGGGAAAGCGCAAAGAACAUCAUGAUCCCCUUGCAAGGACAUGGGGAAAGGCUAGAGGGAUGGGACUUGGACUUCGGUAAUGAAAAGGUUGAGGUUUGGACGGGUAGCGACGAGUUUGUUGUUGAUAUGUCCAACGAAGUGGUGGAAAGAAUGAAUAAGGAGGUCUGGAACGUUGCUGGACGGAUAACAGGAUCUGAGCAAAACAACCUUGCAAUUGUCAUUGGGGCAGCUAGAGAUUCUCCAGGAUAUGGUGCUGUUGACAGCACGGGGACCGCGGUUCUUCUCGAGCUCAUUUCUCUGUUUUCCAACAUGAUGCGUGCAAUGAAGUGGAAACCUCUCAGAUCAAUCUAUUUCGUCUCGUUUUCGGGAACAGACUACAAUAUGGCUGGUUCCACCUACUUUGCUCAAAGUAAAAACGACUUUUUCAACCGCCAGGGGUAUACUUAUAUUGACUUGAGCGAUGCUGUGUCGGGCUCUAAGCUGGAGAUCGCGGCAGAUCCGAUUCUACAUUCUCUGAUUCAAGAUUGCUUGAGUUUAGUGGAAGAUCCAGCCACAAAUAAGUCACUUGCUGAAGUUUGGGAUAAGAGUUUUUUGUCCAUGAAAGAUAAUACAAAGAAUUAUCAGCCGUUCAUUUCACACUUUGGUAUGCCCUCCGCCGAAUUUCGUUUCAAGGGCAGAAGCUAUCCCAAAAACAGCUGUUUGGACACAUUCGACAAUUUCAAGAAACAGAACAUCGACAGCGAAAUGCAAUAUCACAAAGCACUGACUCGAUUAGUGGCGAAAAUCAUCUUACAAUUGACUGAUAAGCCAAUCAUUCCUUACGAUAUAUUCAACAUGGUCUCUGCGAUUAACAGGAAUAUGAAGGAUUUGCGCUCUUAUGUUGAGUUCAAAGAUAAAAACUCCAAAUUGGAUUUCACUAGAUUUGAUACGUCCUUGAUAAAACUCAAAAGUAUUGCGAGAGAGCAGCAGUCGUUUAUCAAGACCUGGACUGAAAUCGUAAACGCUGAUUCGGGCUCAGAGCCAAACCUCUUGGCCGUCAAUAGGUGGGACUGGAACGCAAAGCUUGUCCUUCUAGAAAAAAUACUGCAAUCCUCUAACGGCAUCUAUGAUCGACCAUGGCAUAAGAAUGUUCUAUUUGGAAAUGAGUUUAGAGUUCCCGAAACAACGGAAACGUCAUUCAUAUAUGAUUCCUUCCCUGGUGUUCGGGAUGCGAUCGAUGCAGGAGAUUGGAAAGAAGCUCAGAAUCAGCUUGAACUGAUCUGUGAGCUUAUGGACCAAUGUUUAGAUUUAUUUCAACUUAAUUAA
This is a messenger RNA of Ogataea angusta, 2436 nucleotides long. RefSeq lists its product as uncharacterized. Lineage: Eukaryota; Fungi; Ascomycota; Pichiomycetes; Pichiales; Pichiaceae. Gene Ontology annotation, molecular function: carboxypeptidase activity. The coding region runs from base 1 to 2436 and encodes 811 amino acids. The record is from RefSeq and is a predicted model, not a curated record. The transcript has a single exon.